GAAAAUAAAUCAUUUUCCUAGCCAAAACACUUUAAAGGUGCAGCCUACUUUCUCAAAUGAAGACAAUCAUGGCAAAGAGUUCCCAAGAUUUGUCCUCUAAGAAACAGUUCAACUGGAGAACUAAAGUCAGCAAUGAAGAACAACAACACGAAGUAGUUGAAGAAGAUACAUCUGUUAAAAUCUCAUCAAACACAAACAACACGAAAGAUGGAAAAACAGUCACUCCUUUGAAACUCCCAGAAGUCUCAAUAUCCAAAUCUCCUUCCUUAAACACUAUCCAUGAAGAGAAGAGAGACGACGCGAAGUUAAUUCAAGAAUCAGAAACAUCAGCUUCAGCAUCUGCAUCAACAAGGAGGAAAGCAGUAGUAGCCAAGCUGAAAUCAGUACUAACAUCACUUGGUAAAAACAGAGGAAAUUUCCAACAAGGCUUAGGAACCAAAGUUGUGGGUACACUUUUCGGGCACAAAAACGGGCAUGUACAUUUUGCAUUUCAGAAAGAUGCCAAUUCACAACCAGCCUUCUUGGUAGAACUCGCGACGCCCAUAAGUGGACUAGUCCAAGAAAUGUCAUCCGGGUUGGUUAGGAUUGCAUUGGAAUGUGAUAAGACAGACGAGAAGAAAUCAACUAGACUCAUAGAUGAGCCUUUAUGGAGGACUUAUUGUAAUGGGAAGAAAUGUGGUUUUGCAACAACAAGGGAAUGUGGUCCAAAAGAAUUGCAGAUUUUGAAAGCUGUGGAGCCUAUCUCUAUGGGUGUUGGAGUUUUACCGCGGAACGAAGAAGAGAGUGAUGAAUGUGAUUCAGGGGAUGUGAUGUACAUGAGGGCUAAAUUUGAAAGAGUUGUGGGGUCUAGAGAUUCAGAGGCAUUCUAUAUGAUGAAUCCUGAUUGUGAUGGAGCUGCUGAACUUAGUAUUUACUUGCUCCGAGUCUAGUUAAGUAGACUCAGACAAGAUUCAUAUAGCCAACUCCAACUUGUCUGGGAUUGAGACGUAUGUUUGUUAAUAUAGUCAUGUUAUGUCUUUACUUUCUGUUUUCGGUUUUCAGAAGAAAAUCCGGUAGGAGAUUGGAAACUGGUUGAUGUGUUUCUUUAGUUUUUUCUUUCUUGGGUGAAAUGGGAGAUAUAUAUUACUGAUAUAACCAAAUUAUACUUGCAGUUUCACU
This is a messenger RNA of Solanum verrucosum, 1158 nucleotides long. Its product is annotated as protein MIZU-KUSSEI 1-like. NCBI's taxonomy places the organism in Eukaryota, Viridiplantae, Streptophyta, Magnoliopsida, Solanales, Solanaceae. The transcript has a single exon. The record is from RefSeq and is a predicted model, not a curated record. The coding region runs from base 57 to 929 and encodes 290 amino acids. Gene Ontology annotation, biological process: hydrotropism.